AUGAAGGUUCACAUAGAAAAGCAAUGCAAGAAAUACCCAUAUAGGAACCAAGACAAGAAGCAAAAAAUUCCGAGUUUCCAAACAAACACUGAAACUGGGAGUAGUCUUGUUGCUAUAGGCUUUAACAAUGAGCAUUGUAGAAAAGCGUUAGCAAAAAUGGUGAUUGUAGAUGAGCUUUCAUUUAGGUUUGUUGAAGGUGAAAGAUUUAAGAAUUUUUGUCAAGUGACGCAGCCUAGGUUCUCUAUCCCCUCCCGUGUUACGAUUGCUAAGGACAUUUACCAACUUUUUUUGGAAGAGAGGAAGAAACUAAGGGCUGAAUUUUGUAAGGGCAGUCAAAGGAUUUGCCUAGCAACUGAUUGUUGGACAUCCUUACAAAAUAUUAAUUAUUUGUGUUUAACUGCACACUACGUUGAUAGUGAGUGGACUUUGCAAAAAAUGAUUAUAAACUUUUGUCAACUUUCAAGUCACAAGGGAGAGGGUGUUGGUAAAGUCAUUGAGUCAUGUUUGCAUGCUUGGGGUAUUGAGAGAGUCUUCACUAUGAUUGUUGAUAAUGUCUCCUCAAAUAACUCCAUGAUUACCUACUUGAGAAGGAAGAUUAAGGGAUGGAAAGGGGUUGUUUUAGGUGGGGAAUUUUUGCAUGUUAGGUGUUGUGCCCAUAUAGUGAACUUGAUUGUCAAUGAAGGUUUAAAAGACCUACAUGAUUCCAUAGCCGUCAUUCAUAACGUUGUGAGGUAUGUGAGGUCUUCUCCGGCUACGUUGCUGAAAUUCAAGUCGUGUGUGGAGCGAGAGAAAAUUGAAUACAAAGGUCUCGUAUGCUUAGAUGUCCCUACUAGAUGGAACUCCACCUAUAUGAUGUUAGAUGCAGCCAUUAAGUUUCAAAAAGCUUUUGAAAGAUAUGAAGAGGAAGAUGACAAGUUUGUGUCUUAUUUUCGGGAAGAUGGGGGGGGGAAACGGAAGAUUGCCCCGCCACUUGAUGAUGAUUGGGAGAAUGUUAAGGUGUUUGUGAAAUUUCUGAAGACUUUUUAUGAUAUAACUUUGAAGUUUAGUGCCACUUUGAAUGUCACUUCAAAUUCUUACUUUCAUGAGCUUUGUGAGAUGCAAAACCAGCUAUCUGAAUUAAGCAAACAAGAGGAUUCAAUGCUUUCAUCCAUGGCUGUGAGUAUGAAAAAGAAGUAUGCCAAGUGUUGGGGGAAUGUUGAGAAUAUAAAUUGUCUUCUCUUUGUGGCUGUUGUACUUGAUCCUAGGUACAAAAUGGAUUAUUUGACAUAUUGUUUCUCUAUAGUGUAUGAUUCUUGCACUUCUGAAACAUUAGCAAAGAAUGUGAAGGAUACUAUGUACCGGCUGCAUGAGGUUUAUAGUGGGGAGAAGGGUGAAUAUGUGGCUAAUGAAAGUAGUGGGGAGGCGGCAACAAGUACAACGGAGGGAAAAACGGAAGUAGAAGGAAAAGGGUGUUUGUAG
Morus notabilis is the source of this 1458-nucleotide messenger RNA. RefSeq names its product zinc finger BED domain-containing protein RICESLEEPER 1-like. The record is from RefSeq and is a predicted model, not a curated record. The coding region runs from base 1 to 1458 and encodes 485 amino acids. NCBI's taxonomy places the organism in Eukaryota, Viridiplantae, Streptophyta, Magnoliopsida, Rosales, Moraceae. Gene Ontology annotation, molecular function: DNA binding. The transcript has a single exon.